GUCGGGUCAGUUUCUGGUCAGCGGUGACACCGACGGUUUUGUCACCGUGUGGGACACGCUGGCCCCGCCCGGGCCCGGGGACCCCCCCGAGCUGCCCCCCCUGCUCCGGUUCCGCGCCCUCCGCGACUGCGUCAACGGCACCAGCCUGCACCCCGGGCUGCCUGUGCUGGCCACGGCCUCGGGGCAGCGCCUGUUCCCGGCGCCGUGGGACAGCGACGGUGACGGUGACGGUGACGGUGACGGUGACGGGGACGGUGACAACCGGCCGGCACCGGGGGGGGACAUCCGGCUGCAGCUCUGGUGGUGGGGACCCCGCGGGGACACCGGGGACGGCGAUUGUCACCUCACUGGGGACACCGGGAAUGGCGAUUGUCACCUCACCGGGGACAGCGGUUGUCACCUCACCGGGGACACCGGGGACAGCGAUUGUCACCCUGCUGGGGACACCGAUUGUCACCUCACUGGGGACAGCGGUUGUCACCUCACCAGGGACACCGGGACCGGCGAUUGUCACCCUGCUGGGGACACCGGGACCGGCGAUUGUCACCCUGCUGGGGACACUGAUUGUCACCUCCUUGGUGACACCAGGACCGGCAAUUGUCACCUUGCUGGGGACACUGGGACCGGCGAUUGUCACCUCUCCGGGGAUACCCGGGAAUGGCAAUUGUCACCUCCCCAAGGACACCGAUUGUCACCCCCUUGGUGACACCAGGAAUGGCGAUUGUCACCCCCCUGAGGACACCGGGAAUGGCGAUUGUCACCUCCCCGGGGACACUGAUUGUCACCUCCUUGGGGACACCGGGAACAGCGAUUGUCACCUCCUCGGGGACACUGAUUGUCACCUCCUUGGGGACACCAGGAAUGGCAGUUGUCACCCCCCUGAGGACACCGGGAAUGGCGAUUGUCACCUCCUUGGGGACACCAGGAACAGCGAUUGUCACCUCCUUGGGGACACCCAGGAAUGGCGAUUGUCACCGCCUUGGUGACACCAGGGACAGCGAUUGUCACCCUGCUGGGGACAGCAAUUGUCACCUCCUUGGUGACACCAGGACCGGUGAUUGUCACCUCCUUGGGGCCACCCGGGAAUGGCGACUGUCACCCCGCUGAGGACACCGGGAAUGGCG
This is a messenger RNA of Cyanistes caeruleus (blue tit), 1124 nucleotides long. The record is from RefSeq and is a predicted model, not a curated record. Lineage: Eukaryota; Metazoa; Chordata; Aves; Passeriformes; Paridae.